Messenger RNA from Chionomys nivalis (European snow vole), 1770 nucleotides. Its product is annotated as anthrax toxin receptor-like. Gene Ontology annotation, cellular component: membrane. The coding region runs from base 1 to 1770 and encodes 589 amino acids. Gene Ontology annotation, molecular function: signaling receptor activity. Lineage: Eukaryota; Metazoa; Chordata; Mammalia; Rodentia; Cricetidae. The record is from RefSeq and is a predicted model, not a curated record. The transcript is spliced from 17 exons.
AUGCGAGACCAUAGUCCCCAGGUGUCCCGUUCGGUGCACCUGCUGCUACUGCUGCUGCUGCUAUUGUCUGUGCCACUUGUCUCAGUCCAGAGUUCCCGGCAUCCUCACUCUGGCCAAAAUCCCUAUCAUGAGUAUGCUGCUAGGUUCUAUGGUUAUGAAGACUGGAGGUCAAGGCAGGCUACGGUGGAGGCGGAAGAGGUUCUGCAGUAUUGUGACGGUGACUUUGAUGUUUAUUUCGUCUUUGACAAGUCCAGUGCCGUGGCAGACUGGGCUGGCAUAUUCACAGCCUGGGAAGAUAUGGUGGAGAAAUACGUGAACCCCAAUCUGCGGAUGUCCUUCAUUCUCUUUGAUGACAAAGUCACAGUCAAAAUGCCACUCACUGCAGACAGAAAAGAAAUCCGCAAUGAGCUCACCAGCGCAGAGACGAUUCUGAUACACGGAUUAACAUAUCUUGACGAAGCACUGGAAAAGGUGAAUGAACAGAUCCAAAUGGCCAACGCAGGAGCCACUACGAGAUCUAGUCUGAUUAUCAUUGUGGUUUGGGGGAAAAUGUCGCCACGAGUAUUGAAGGCAUCUAAGAAGGAGGCUGAUAGAGCUCGGAGCAUGGGGGCUUAUGUUUACUGUGUCGGUAUGGACUUCUAUGACAGAAAUAAGCUGAAUGGAAUUGCAGACAGCGAAGACAAGGUGUUCAUUGUGGAAGGUCCAGCUAUGAUGUUUCAUGAGUUAGUAGACUCGAUUGGAACACUGACCUGCCUUGAACUCAGAAGUAUUGAGCCUUCCUCUCUGUGCAUAGAAGAAGAUGACCCGCUCAUCUUAAAAGGAUACGGCUUUCAUAAUGCAAAGGAACUCAGCGAAGUUAUCUGCAGAUUCAAGUUCAGUGACUCCAAGGUCAUCGAUAAAAAUCCUACUGAUAAGAACUUCACUGUCAUUAUUUGUCCUAGACCAGAAAUAGAGCAACCUGGACAAACCCUCUCAGUUGAAGUUAGCCUGAACAACGGAAGAGAUUUCCUUACCCACACCAUCCCUGUGAAGACUUCCGACUGUAGACCUCCACCACUGACCACUACUGUCAUCCCUGAGACCACCACCCUACCAACAACAACUCCCAUAACUUCACCGACAACCUCUACCCCAGAAACUACUAUCCCAACGACUACUCCUGUCCCCACUACUUCACCUCCUCCUCCACUACCUCCACAACUACCACCACCUCCUCUACCUCCUCCUCCUCCACCCCCUCCACCUCUGCCUCUGCCUCCCCCUCCGACUCUGCCUCCACCACUGGCCAUUGUGCCCCCAGCAGCUGAGCCAAGCAAGCAAGUUUUGCUCAGCACCAUGGUGCUGGCGCUGCUGCUGAUCCCUGUGUUGCUGUGGUGGAUCUGGUGGCUGUGCUGCCGACAGCCCCCCAAGGCACGGCCCUCUCCUGUACCACAGCCAAAGGGCAAUGUGGCCGUGUGCAACUUCAAUCCCCUAAGCUGCCACCAAUUGCCCCUGAUGUGGUCUCGGUCUAGCGACCAGAGGCAGUGCAUCAACUUUGACCUCCUGAAGGCCCUCUGCUCUCCUGUUCCCUGCACCUCUAAGGCCAGCUUACCCCCAGACCGCAAAGCACUCUUCCUACAGAAGGCGGCAUGGGUGACACACGACCACACGGAGAGUCGAUUCUGCUACUUCUACACAGACCUCUCUGAGGGCAGCUUCCAGGCCAGGCAGAAUAAAAACAUAACUGAUGGGCUGGCCUUCCAGGGCUCCUCUCAUUUAAUGGACAAGUGA